Molecule: messenger RNA, 621 nt
Organism: Colletotrichum truncatum
Lineage: Eukaryota; Fungi; Ascomycota; Sordariomycetes; Glomerellales; Glomerellaceae
Product: cia30 family protein
Biological process (GO): NADH dehydrogenase complex assembly
Source: RefSeq, a predicted model, not a curated record
AUGCACAUCCCUAUCGCUUCUUUUGCGCUUCGCGCUUUGGCUUCAGCGCCUCUUUUUAGCCCAUGGAACCUGAGCGAAUGGGUUGCCUCGGAUGACACCGUUCGCAACGGCAAGAGCCAUUCAACUUUGGACAUUAUUGAGCCCGGCGCGCCGGGUAACCCGUUCUCUGAGUCCAUCGCCAACUUCCACGGAAAUCUCGACUUUGUCACCCUGGGUGGUUCUGGUUUCGCUUCCCAGAGGACUGUAGACGACUGGCCCAGCAUCGACAUCUCGGCAUACGACACCAUCACCCUGGAGAUCCCCUUUUCCGACGGCAAGAGGUACUCGUUCAACUUGAAGGACACGGUCCCGCCUCCUGUCAACGGCGUCGAGCAGUCUGGUGUCAGCUGGGAACGGGAUUUCCAAAUUGCUGCCGUGAACCACACUGAUGGUCAAGUCGAGAAGGUCGUUAUGCCGAUUGCCGACUUCGUGCCGACAUUCCGCGGCAGGGUCCAGAACGACACGGCCCCUCUUGAUCUGAAAAGUAUUAAGCGAGUAAACAUCAUGAUUAGAAGCUUUUUUGCUGAACAAGCUGGCGACUUCCAAUUGCAUAUCAAGUCUGUCAUAGCUUCGAAAGCAUGA